Molecule: messenger RNA, 3744 nt
Organism: Oncorhynchus kisutch (coho salmon)
Lineage: Eukaryota; Metazoa; Chordata; Actinopteri; Salmoniformes; Salmonidae
Product: procollagen galactosyltransferase 2
Exons: 13
Coding region: 533-2308 (591 amino acids)
Source: RefSeq, a predicted model, not a curated record
GAGUGACAUCACCAUCUUUCCUUUGCCUUACCUCAAACCGUCACGAUUAUCAGCUGAGAAACUUUGAUUUUACUCCCGAUUCAGAGUUUGUCUGAGCAGUGUCUUAACAUCACCCUAAAACCUACUCUGAGCUGGGAGUUGUUGUCUGAAAACAGGUUAACAGGACCUUUUAUCUAGCCUAGUUCACCCAUAUUUUAUUUUUGCAACAAAAAAAAGUAGUGUGUAUUUACAUUUGUACAUAGCAACAAAAAUAGGAACUACUGCAACUACCACUAUGCCACUAGUUAAAUUACUAGCUAGUUGCACUACGUGUGUAGUUCCUCGCCAACAUUUCUGACAGAUUUUGGUGCGGAAGCUGUAGAAAAUGUAAUUUAAAACCUUUCGCCGACACACGUCGGAUUUGGGCACGGAAAGAGCCUCAUCUGCUGCAUUUUAAGGGGAGGGUUAAACAUUUAGGAGAAAGACAUUUUUUAAAACUUAGUGCUGACGCGGACUGGGAGCUGGAGCAGCCGACUGGGCUGUGAACUCCACCAUGUUUCUUUGUGUUUUAGUUUUAGUGGCCUUCGUUUCUAGAACAGAAUGUUAUUUUUCGGAGGAAAAAUAUCAAGAAGAAUCGAAAAUUCAGCCGCCAACGAUUAUUAUUGCGAUCAUUGCUCGGAACGCGGCGCACUCUUUGCCAUACUACCUCGGGGCGUUGGAGAGGCAGAACUAUCCCAAAAACCGCAUCUCUGUAUGGGCAGCAACAGAUCACAACGCUGACAACACUACAGCUGUUCUGAAAGAAUGGCUGACCGUCAUGCAGAAGUUCUAUCACUAUGUGGAGUGGAGGCCCAUGGAGCAUCCUACGUCCUACCCAGGAGAGAUGGGGCCUAAAUACUGGAGCAACGGCAGAUAUGAAUACCUGAUGAAACUCAAACAGGCUGCUCUCAACUUCGCCAAGCAACGCUGGGCUGACUACAUUCUGUAUGCAGACACAGACAACAUCUUGACCAACCCAGAGACCCUCAACCUCCUGAUAGCAGAGAACAAGUCUGUGGUCGCCCCCAUGUUGGACUCCCAGGGAGCUUACUCUAACUACUGGUGCGGCAUCACUCCACAGGGUUACUACCGGCGUACAGCUGAGUAUUUCCCCACCAGACACCGCCAUCGGCUGGGCUGCUACCCGGUGCCCAUGGUCCACUCUACCUUCCUGCUGGACAUGAGGAAGACGGGCAUGAAGAAGCUGGCCUUCCACCCUCCUCACCAGGACUACUCCUGGCCCUUCGAUGACAUCAUUGUCUUCGCCUUCUCCUGUCGCGUCUCAGAGGUGCAGAUGUACCUGUGCAACAAGGUGAGGUAUGGAUACCUGAACGUCCCAGCCAAGCCUCACCACACCAUAGAGGACGACAGCAUCAACUUCAGCCACCUCAUCCUGGACGCCAUGAUUGACGGACCCUCCAUGGCCCCCUCCAAAUAUGUCAGCCUCUUCCCCAAACGGAGAGACCUCAUGGGCUUUGAUGAGGUGUACCUGAUCAACCUGCGUCGGCGUCAGGACCGUAGGGACAGGAUGCUGUACUCUCUCAACGAGCUGGAGAUCGACGUCAAAGUGGUGGACGCCAUAGACGGAGGAGCGCUGAACAGCAGUGAUAUAAAGAUCCUUGGAGUGGACAUACUACCUGGUUACUAUGACCCGUUCUCUCGUCGUACCCUGACCAAAGGAGAGGUGGGAUGCUUCCUCAGCCACUAUUACAUCUGGAAGGAGAUGGUAGACCAGCAGAUGGAUAAGGCUCUGAUCUUCGAGGACGACGUGCGUUUCCAGGCCAACUUCAAGCGGCGCGUGCUCCGUCUGAUGGAGGAGGUGGAGAUGGUGGAACUGGACUGGGACAUCAUUUACCUGGGCCGUAAGCAGGUGACGCCGGGUGACGAGGAGGAGGUGGUGGUGAACGUGAGGAACCUGGUGGUAGCAGACUAUUCCUACUGGACCCUGUCCUACGCCAUCUCUCUCCAGGGGGCCCAGAAGCUGCUCAACGCCGAACCCCUCUCCAAGAUGCUGCCCGUCGACGAGUUCCUGCCCAUCAUGUACGACAAACACAUCAAUGAGGACUACAAGUCUCACUUCGCGAACCGUAACCUGCAGGCGUUCUCUACGCGCCCCCUUCUGGUGCAACCAGCCCACUACGCUGGGGACCCCGAGUGGGUGAGCGACACGGAGACCUCCACGCUGUGGGACGACGACAACGUGCGAACAGACUGGAGGGGUUCCCACAAAACCCUGAAGGGGGCACCUCAAUCCGACAUGCUGCAGGCAACCACGGUUCCAGAAACUUAAGCAGCACAGAUUGGAUCGGUUUGGCUCCGUAGUGUGAAAAGUGUAAUGGGUUCCUGGUUAUAAGUGCCACUGCUGACAGAGAGGAAGAUCUCUGCUAUUCACAAGUGCCUUAAUUUCUGACUGUAUAUUUCUAUUUCACCAUUUUGUACUGGGUAUGUCUGUCCGUAGUCACUGGGAAUGACUGGAUAUACAUACAGUAGUGACGCCGGCUGAGGCUCCAGAGACUUGGUCUGCUCACAUCAAGUGACCCCAGAUCUGUUUUCAAAGUGUUUGUGUGUGGCUUUGUCUGUGUACGGAUGCUGACGUUUAAAAAAAUCAUUUGACUCAUGAACAUUGUCCUUGGCUGUCCAUAUGCUCACCCACUGAACAUUACAGGGUCUGGACUCACCUCACUGUACACUUAGUCCCCGGGGGUCGGCCGACAGAAAUGACCGGAGGGGGAACCCAUUCUCUUUUAUAUCACAUUCCACUCUUAUUCAGUGUAUUGUGAGAACAGUCUUAAAAGGUUUUCUUUACUUUAGCAAAGUAACUACAUACAAGUUGAACUGCGAGCCCUCACACAAGGUAAGGAUCCUGUAGCUAGCAGUGUGACUGAUCUACGACAGGAGCAGUGUCUCUCUCUCUCUCUCUCUCUCUCUCUCUCUCUCUCUCUCUCUCUCUCUCUCUCUCUCAUUCAUUCAUUCAUUCAUUCAUUCAUUCAUUCAUUCAUUCAUUUUUAUAUAUAUAUAUAUAUGCCUGAUCUCUCUCAUUCAUAUAUAUAUAUAUGCCUGACCUCGUGGUAGAGUCUCUCACUAGAGCAGACAGGAGUCAACAGACCAGAGAGAAGCCGGCCAACUUAGGUGUUGUUAAUGGUGCCAAUUGCUACAGCGAUCGUGUUAGUCUGACUGAGCUCAUUGGUGUCGGUUUGUGUUGGUGUUUUAUAAAUGACUCCACAAGAUGCCGAAAGCGUUCCACAGGGAUUCUGGCCCAUGUUGACUCCAAUACUUCCCACAGUUGUGUCUGAAUGGGUGGACCAUUCUUGAUACACACCGGCAACUGUUGGGUGUAAAAAAAAAAAAAACCCAGCAGGGUUGCAGUUCUUGACAGAUUCAAACCGGUGUGCCUGGCACCUACUACCAUACCCCGUUCAAAGGCACUUAAAUCUUUUGCCUUGCCCAAUUGUCUCAAAACUUAAAAAAUGUGUCUUUAACCUGUCUCUCCUCCCCUUCAUCUACAAUGAUUGAAGUGGACUUAACAAGUGACAUCAAUAAGGGAUCAUAGCUUUUACCUGGUCAGUCUGUCAUAGAAAAUGUUUUGUUCACUCAGUGUUUAUGUCAAGCAAAAGUAGCACAUUUGUCAGGAGCCUUGCUUGUGCCAAAAGUGUUAAAAAUGGAUGUGACAAUUAUGUAACUUAAUUGUUUAUACAUGAAUAAAAAUCGACAUAAUUUUGUUUAUUA